UUUUGCCAGUAGUUGGCUGGCGCGGGCAGGAGCAGCCCGAAAGAGCGGCCGGGUGCCUUCUCUCGCCUCCCAUUGGCCGACGCCCGUGAUCGCUAUUAGCUCAAGCACCCAGCAAUACGUUGAACCAAUCGGCCUCUUCCCCAAGACAAGCCAGCGCUCAGCCAUACACCAGCUGUUUUUAUCCGCCAAACUGUAAAAACGCUCAGGUAACGACGGAACAGUUUUUUAGUGCGGUGGCUAGCCUGCCGCGAGACGUGUGUAGCAUGUUAACCCGCGUCUUGGCCGUCACGUGACCUCCCGGCCUGGCCAGGGUUGCCCGCAAACAACCCUUGAGGGGUACUUAACCUUAGGGUGGACAGACCCUCUACCAGGCCCUGACAGACCCUCCACUCCCAGUACAUCAGUGCCACAGGAUAAUUGAGCCACUUCAGUGCCCGCUAGUGCCAUGCGUCGCCGCCAUGUGCAGUGAAUAACGGCAUGAACAAGCAGUGUCACAUCGUGAUUGGUCAGUGGAUAAUUAGUAAAUUAGUUGUGAUUGGUGAUUGAGGUGGUGCUACCUGAAGGUGAUUUACCGCCGCACGUACGUACACACGGACGCACGGACGGGCACGACACCGACAUAGAAGAUACCAUGGCCAACGUUACGUACACAGGCGCGUCGUCAACAUCACCUCUGGUGGUGUCCUCAAGCGGCAGUGCUGUAGGAAGCCCGUGUGAACCCAGAGAGCCACCGCCUCUACCAGGUGGGAUGGGUGUGGGCGGGUAUGACCUGAUGACGUACCAGCGACUAGCCAGUGCCCUGUACGCCCACCCGCCCCACGCCACCCUCGACCCCUCCACGCCUACCUCCGUACCGCCCACCACCCUCCUCGCCGCCCACGACCCACUACUACACGGCAAUGGUCUGGAGCUGAAGGAUAGUUUAACUGGGCUAGGAGGAGCGGCUUGGGCCUAUCCUAUGUACUAUCCUUACGACACCUUGGCUGCCUAUCCCUUCUCCCAUGGGUAUGGCAUGGCCUUCGACGCCGCGCGCAGGAAGAACGCCACCCGGGAGACGACGGCGACGUUGAAGGCGUGGCUGAACGAGCACAAGAAGAACCCUUACCCCACCAAGGGAGAGAAGAUCAUGCUGGCCAUCAUCACCAAGAUGACCCUCACACAGGUGUCGACGUGGUUCGCCAAUGCACGUCGGCGGCUGAAGAAGGAGAACAAGAUGACGUGGGAGCCGCGUAACAAGACUGACGAUGAUGAUGACGACGACGAUGACAAGGACGAUGAUCAUAACGAUGAUAUUGAGGUUGGUGGUGAGGGUCGUGGGGUGGAGGACGGGGGUAGUGAGGGGUCGCCACUGCGGCCUCCUUCCCCCUCCAGCACCACAGGCGGGGGUGACGGACCUCCACAUGCCCCUCCGCCGCCCGCGUCUCCUGUCAAGCCACGAAUCUGGUCCUUGGCAGAUAUGGCUUCCUCGUCUUCGUCACCCACGUCGCCGUCGUCCACGCUGGCGGGGGCGGUGGGUAAGAUGAGUGUACACCGGCCCCUACACCUGGAGGCCUCACCCUACGCCCGCCCGCUGCCCAUGGCGCCCCGAUUGCCCUCACCACAAGAGGCGCUGCUGCAGGUCUACGCCAAGUCUCUUGGUCUGGCGCCUCACCACGCCCACUCCUUCCCGUCCUUGCCUCCCGGCCUGAACGGACUAGGAUCACAUCUUUCUCCGCCCGGGCUGGAGGCUCCUUUACCUGCUACCCUGGGGGCGCCAGCGUAUAGCACCGCCUCCCUCCAGCCGCCCAUCGUCAGCAGACCUGUGGCAACCCGCCCAUUGCCGCCCAUCUCUCCUUCUUCCCUGCACCACACACUUCCCGGGGGCGCCAAGAUCACGCCAGCGCCGCCCCCUGCGCACAGGCCUGAAGGUUAACCUCCUCCCCA
Homarus americanus (American lobster) is the source of this 1923-nucleotide messenger RNA. Its product is annotated as putative iroquois-class homeodomain protein irx-1. Gene Ontology annotation, cellular component: nucleus. Gene Ontology annotation, biological process: cell development; regulation of transcription by RNA polymerase II; neuron differentiation. Gene Ontology annotation, molecular function: RNA polymerase II cis-regulatory region sequence-specific DNA binding; DNA-binding transcription factor activity, RNA polymerase II-specific. The record is from RefSeq and is a predicted model, not a curated record. The coding region runs from base 632 to 1912 and encodes 426 amino acids. The transcript has 7 exons. NCBI's taxonomy places the organism in Eukaryota, Metazoa, Arthropoda, Malacostraca, Decapoda, Nephropidae.